AUGAAAAAGAAAAGAGGAGAAAAGAGGGAGGAGAGGGGAGGGAAAGAGGUGUGGAUGUUCUUUCUUGCCUUCAGUGGCCAGAGCAUUGCUGCACUGUGACACAGUGCAGAUGAAAGAGAGUGUUUCUACCAUAGAGUGCCAACCCAAACUAGUCUACAGUAUAAACAUUCUUCAUCUGAACAGCACAGCGAGUGGGCAGCCUGGAACACAGAGGUUGCUUCCCAAAUGGCACCCCCUCCCUACUGCCUGUGGUCAAAAGCAGUGGUGGAAAAAGUACCCAAUUAUCAUACUUGAGUAAAAGUAAAGAUACCUUAAUAGAAAAUGACUCAAGUGCAGGUCACCCAGUAAAAUACUACUUGAGUAAAAAUCUAAAAGUAUUUGGUUUUAAAUAUACUUAAGUAUCAAAAGUAAAUGUAAUUGCUAAAAUAUACUUAAGUAUCAAAAGUAAAAGUAUAAAAUCCUUAUAUUAAGCAAACCAGACGGCACCAUUUUCUUGUUUUUUUAUUGAUUUACGGAUAGCCAGGGGCACACUCCAACAUUCACACGAUUUACAAACAAAGUAUGUGUUUAGUGAGUCCGCCAGAUCAGAGGCAGUGGAGAUGACCAGGGAUGUUCUCUUGAUAAGUGUGUGAAUUAGACCAUUUUCCUGUCCUGCUAAGCAUUCAAAAUGUAACGAGUACUUUUGGGUGUCAGGGAAAAUCUAUGGAGUGAAAAGUACAUUAUUUUCUUUAGGAAUGUAGUGAAGUAAAAGUAAAAGUUGUCAAAAAUAUGAAUAGUAAAGUAAAGCACAGAUAACCCAAAAAACGUGUGUAUUAAGUGUGUUUAAAAGGUUUGAUAAUAUUCUGGGUCGGUAGUGCAGCUGUCCUGUGGCAUCACACUGGGUGACUGGGACACACUGCUGCUGAGCUGCCAGGGGAUUUCUUACAUAGCUCCCUCUAGAGGUGGGAGUGAGAAGGGUGGGGAAGACUACACACAUCAGGGCCCUCAUGGCAGAUUCAUGGUCUGUUUAAAGGGAUAGGGUGACAGGCAGAUUCAUGGUCUGUUUAAAGGGAUGGGGUGACAGGCAAAUUCUUGGUCUGUUUAAAGGGGUGGGGCUACAGGCAGAUUCAUGGUCUGUUUAAAGGGAUGGGGGGACAGAAAGAUUCAUGGUCUGUUUAAAGGGAUGGGGGACAGAAAGAUUCAUGGUCUGUUUAAAGGGAUGGGGGGACAGAAAGAUUCAUGGUCUGUUUAAAGGGAUGGGGGGACAGGCAGAUUCAUGGUCUGUUUAAAGGGAUGAGGUGACAGAAAGAUUCAUGGUCUGUUUAAAGGGAUGGGACAGGCAGAUUCAUGGUCUGUUUAAAGGAAUGAGGUGACAGAAAGAUUCAUGGUCUGUUUAAAGGAAUGAGGUGACAGAAAGAUUAAUGGUCUGUUUAAAGGGAUGGGACAGGCAGAUUCAUGGUCUGUUUAAAGGAAUGAGGUGACAGAAAGAUUCAUGGUCUGUUUAAAGGAAUGAGGUGACAGAAAGAUUAAUGGUCUGUUUAAAGGGAUGGGGUGACAGGCAGAUUCAUGGUCUGUUUAAAGGGAUGUGGUGACAGGCAGAUUCAUGGUCUGUUAAAGGGGAUGAGGUGACAGGCAGAUUCAUGGUCUGUUUAAAGGGGUGGGGUGACAGAAAGAUAUAUGGUCUGUUUAAAGGAAUGGGGUGACAGGCAGAUUCAUGGUCUGUUUAAAGGGAUGGGGUGACGGGCAGAUUCAUGGUCUGUUUAAGGGGAUGGGGUGACAGGCAGAUUCAUGGUCUGUUUAAAGGGAUGUGGUGACAGGCAGAUUCAUGGUCUGUUUAAAGGAAUGGGGUGACAGGCAGAUUCAUGGUCUGUUUAAGGGGAUGGGGUGACAGGCAGAUUCAUGGUCUGUUUAAAGGGAUGGGGGGACAGAAAGAUUCAUGUUCUGUUUAAAGGAAUGAGGUGACAGAAAGUAUGUGUGCCCUCAGGCCCCUACUCCACUACUACCACAUAUCUACAGUUCAAAAUCCAUGUGUACGUGUGUGUAUAGUGCGUAUGUUAUUGUGUAUGUGUAUGCAUGUGUCUGUGCCUAUGUUUGUGUUGCUUCACAGUCCCCGCUGUUCCAUAAGGUGUAUUUCAUCUGUUUUUUAAAUCAGUUACUUGAUGUGGAAUAGAGUUCCAUGUAGUCAUGGCUCUAUGCAGUACUGUGCGCCUCCCAUAGUCUUUUCUGGACUUGGGGACUGUGAAGAGACCUCUUGUGGCAUGUCUUGUGGGGUAUGCAUGGGUGUCCGAACUGUGCGACAGUAGUUCAAACAGACAGCUCGUGCAUUCAACAUGUCAUUACCUCUCAUAAAUACAAUUAGUGAUUAAGUCAAUCUCUCCUCCACUUUGAGCCAGGAGAGAUUGACAUGCAUAUUAUUAAUAUUAGCUCUCUGUGUACAUCCAAGGGCCAGCCAUGCUGCCCUGUUCUGAGCCAAUUGCAAUUUUCCUAAGUCCCUUUUUAUGGCACCUGACCACACGACUGAACAGUAGUCCAGGUGCGACAAAACUAGGGCCUGUAGGACCUGCCUUGUUGAUAGUGCUGUUAAGAAGGUAGAGCAGCGCUUUAUGGACAGACUUCUCCCCAUUUUGGCUACUGUUGUAUCAAUAUGUUUUGACCAUGACAGUUGACAGUCCAGGAUUACUCCAAGCAGUUUAGUCACCUCAACUUGCUCAAUUUCCACAUUAUUUAUUACAAGAUUUAGUUGAGGUUUAGGGUUUAGUGAAUGAUUUGUCCCAAAUACAAUGCUUUUAGUUUUAGAAAUAUUUAGGACUAACUUAUUCCUUGCCACCCACUCUGAAACUAACUGCAGCUCUUUGUUAAAUGUUGCAGUCAUUUCAGUUGCUGUAGUAGCUGACAUGUAUGGUGUUAAGUCAUCCGCAUACAUAGACACACUGGCUUUACUUAUUAGUAAAGAUUGAAAAAAGUAAGGUGCCUAGACAACUGCCCUGGGGAAUUCCUGAUUCUACCUGGAUUAUGUUGGAGAGGCUUCCAUUAAAGAACACCCUCUGUGUUCUGUUAUACAGCUAACUCUUUAUCCACAUUAUAGCAGGAGGUGUAAAGCCAUAACACAAAUACGUUUUUCCAGCAGCAGACUAUGAUCGAUAAUGUCAAAAGCCACACUGAAGUCUAACAAAACAGCCCCCACAAUCUUUUAAUCAUCAGUUUCUCUCAGCCAAUCUUCAAUCAUUUGUGCAAGUGCUGUGCUUGUUGAAUGUCCUUCCCUACAAGCAUGCUGAAAGUUUGUUGUCAAUUUGUUUACUGUAAAAUAGCAUUGUAUCUGGUCAAAGACCAUUUUUUCCAAAAGUUUACCAAGGGUUGGUAACAGGCUGAUUGGUCGGCUAUUUGAGCCAGUUAAGGGGGCUAUACUAUUCUUAGGUAGCGGAAUUACUUUUGCUUCCCUCCAAGCCUGGGGGCACACAUUUUCUAGUAGGCUGAAAUUGAAAAUAUGGCAAAUAGGAGUGGCAAUAUCAUCCGAUAAUUUUCCAUCCAAGUUACCAGACCCCGGUGGCUUGUCAUUGUUGAUAGACAACAAUACUUUUUUCACCUCUUCCACACUCACUUUACGGAAUUCAAAAUUACAAACUUGUCUUUCAUAAUUUGGUCAGAUAGACUUGGAUGUGUAGUGUCAGCAUUUGAUGCUGUCAUGCCUAAGUUUGCUAAUCUUGCCAAUGAAAAAAUCAUUAAAGUAGUUGGCAAUAUCAGUUGGUUUUGUGAUGAAUGAGCCAUCUGAUUCAAUGAAUUAUGGAGCUGAGUUUGCGUUUUUUCCCAAAAUUUCAUUUAAGGUUCUCCAAAGCUUUUUACUAUCAUUCUUCAUGUCAUUUAUCUUUGUUUCAUAGUGUAGUUUCUUGUUCUUUUUAUUCAGUUUAGUCACAUGAUUUCUCAAUUUGCAAUACGUUUGCCAAUCGGUUGAUCCAAUGGAUCUGGAUACUGCUUUUAAGCAAAUUUCUGCAGCAUUAGUAAAGAUAUGCUCAGUACAUGUUGAUGAUUUCAUUCCUGUGCUGUUUGUAACUACCCUGGUAGGUUGACUGAUAACCUGAACCAGGUUGCAGGCACUAGUUACAGUUUGAAGCUUUAUCUUGAGUGGGCAGCUUGAUGAAAGCCAUUCUUGGUACACAUGGGAAACUGUUGAACACAUGCUUCGUUUGUAAAUUAUGUCUGAGUGAUGGAGCUAUCCCUGGCUAUCCGUAAAUUAAAAUAAACAAGAAAAUGUUGCGUGUGGAAUUUGAAAUGAUUUAUACUUUUACUUUUGAUACUUAAAUAUAUUUUAGCAAUUGUAUUUACUUUUGAUAUUUCCAACCAAAUACUUUCAGACUUUUACUCAAGUAGUAUUUUCCUGGGUGACUUUCACUUUUACUUGAGUCAUUUUCUGUUAUGGUAUCUUUACUUUUACUGAAGUAUAACAAUUGGGUACUUUUUCCACCACUGCCUGGCACCUACUACUAUACUCCGUUCACAGGCAGACUUUUACUUUGUUUACAAACAGUGGGGUAAAACAUGCUUAGAUUUGGAGUUCUGAUGGGGUACGACAGUUGAACUAAGCUCAAGAAUCAAUGGUUACAUAUCAUUAAUUCACAAGUCCAAAAAUGUAUGUAGCAACUGCAGAUUGCCCCUUUAACAUUACUGAUGACUGUUGACAGCAGUUGUAAAUACAUUUGUUUAUUUCAAAAUGUAGCUAAAGCAAACCUGUGGGAAGACUUGCCAUAAAGAGUGUGUGUGACCUCCUCUCCCUCCCAGAUAUAGCUAGGUCAGUGUUCUUCCUCCUCCAGUCCAGGUUGAGGAGGUUGCUACCUGUCUUCGAGGAUGCGCUGACCAAUUGGCAAGUGUCUUCACUGACAUUUUCAACAUGUCCCUGACUGAGUCUGUAAUAUCAACAUGUUUCAAGCAGACCACCAUAGUCCCUGUGCCCAAGAACACUAAGAUAACCUGCCUAAAUGACCACCGACCCGUAGCACUUUGAAAGGCUGGUCAUGGCUCAAAUCAACACCAUUAUCCCAGAAACCCUAGACCCACUCCAAUUUGCAUACCGCCCCAACAGAUCCACAGAUGAUGCAAUCUUUAUUGCACUCCACACUGCCCUUUCCCACCUGGAAAGAGGAACACCUACGUGAGAAUGCUAUUCAUUGACUACAGCUCAGCGUUCAACACCAUAGUGCCCUCAAAGUUCAUGACUAAGCUAAGGACCCUGGGACUAAACACCUCCCUCUGCAACUGGAUCCUGGACUUCCUGACGGGCCGCCCCCAGGUGGUAAGGGUAGGUAACAGCACAUCUGCCACGCUGAUCAUCAACACGGGGGCCCCUCAGGGGUGCAUGCUCAGUCCCCUCCUGUACUCCCUGUUCAGCCAUGACUGCAUGUCCAGGCACGACUCCAACACCAUCAUUAAGUUUGCCAACGACACAACAGUGGUAGGCCUGAUCACAGACAACGAUGAGACAACCUAUAGGGCGGAGGUCAGAGACCUGACCGUGUGGUGCCAGGAUAACAACCUCUCCCUCAACAUGAUCAAGACAAAGGAGAUGAUUGUGGACUACAGGGAAAAAAAUUGGACUUAUUGACGGGGCUGUAGUGAACAGGUUGAGAGCUUCAAGUUCAUGGUCCAAACACACCAAGAAAGUCAUGAAGAGGGCACGACAAAGCCUAUUCCCCCUCAGGAGACUGAAAAGAUUUGGCAUGGGUCCUCAGAUCCUCAAAAAGUUAUACAGCUGCACCAUCGAGAACAUCCUGACUGGUUGCAUCACCGCCUGGUAUGGCAACUGCUCGGCCUCCGACCGCAAUGCACUACAGAGGGUAAUGCGUACGGCCCAGUACAUCACUGGGGCCAAGCUUCCUGCCAUCCAGGACCUCUAUACCAGGCAGUGUCAGAGUAAGGCCCAAAAAAUUAUCAAAGACUCCAGCCACCCUAGUCAUAGACUGUUCUCUCUGCUACCGCACGGCAAGCGGUACCGGAGCGCCAAGUCUAGGUCCAAAAGGCUUCUUAACAGCUUCUACCUCCAAGCCAUAAGACUCCUGAACAGCUAAUCAUGGCUACCCGGACUCAUUUGCACACGCUAGCAAGGUAUGUCAAUUGACGGGGCCAUACUCACUGGUGUACAGUGUCAAUUUCUGAUAAUAAUCACACAAAUCACUAGUCUGGUCCCAGACCUGUUUGUGCUAUCUUGCCAACUCCUGCGGUCAUUGUCAGUUGGCAAGACAGCUCAAACAGAUCUAGGACCACACUCUUAGAAAAAAAGGUUAUUCGGCCGUCCCCAUAGACGGGUUGGUUGUUUAGCAACUAUGCGGCAAAACUGACAGGGUUGGCUUAGAUUGUUGACAACAUGUAAAAUAUAUUUUGUCUCCAAUAUUUAUUGAAAACAUAAAUAAGUUUACACAAUGAGCACUUGUUGUCUCUCAAAAACAUCGUUACAGUUGUUGGUUAGCUAGCUAGGGAAUUUUAGCCAUAUUAGCAUAGACGUGACAUCAGUCAAAACACCUCAAAACAAGACAUGGUGUCAAAAACAAGAUACAACUAGCUGAAACGAGCCACCUACUAUUCCCACAUAGUAGCUUUUGUCAUUGUUGCUGGCUAUCUGGCUAUCCAGAAUCACAACAACACACAGACUUUUGCCCCAUUGAAGCGUGUAUAUCGUUUUCGUGACGUUGUCAGCUAACCCGUCUAUAGGAUAACCCUUUUUGGUUUCAGGUAGAACCCUUUUGGUUUUCAUGUAGAAGCCUCUGUGGAAAGUGUUCUACAUGGAACCCAAAAGGGUUUUACCUGGAACCAAAAGUGUUCUACAUGGAACCAAUAAGGGUUCUUCAAAGGGUUCUCCUAUGGGGACAGCCGAAGAACCCUUUUAGGUUCUAGAUAGCACAUUUCUUUGCUAAGAGUAAAGUCUAACAAAUCACUGUGUUUUGAAGACCCCCAUGUUGACAAUAUUCUUCUCUAUGUUCACAGAGUUUUGAAGAUGUGCGCUCCAAGUGUAUCUGUCCACCCUACAGGAACAUCACUGGACACAUCUACGACAGGAAUGUCUCCCAGAAAGAUUGGUGAGAGAUGUUCUAUCACAUAGGCCCUAUGCACAUUAUGCAGUAUUCACAAUCUGGUCUUCCUCAGUCGGUCAUUUUCGUUCGCUCCUGUUGUCUUCCACAGUACAUUUAACUAGUUCUGACAAGGAGCUGUGGAUUUAAGGUUCCCCCACUCACACAAUUUGCUGAUCGAUGUCUUUCUAGUUCAUUGUAGUUCUGGAAAGAAUGAAUAAAAGUGUCAGGCUUACGUCUUGGACUAACAUAGAUGUAGUAGAUGAAUAACAAGAGACCAAUUGUCAUACCCUGAUCUGUUUCACCUGUCUUGUGCUUGUCUCCAAUCCCCUCCAGGUGUCACCCAUUUUCCCCAUUAUCUCCUGUGCAUUUAUACCUGUGUUUUCUGUUUGUCUGUUGCCACCAUUGGAAGACACAAGGAGUUACUUCACAACCUUAUGGAAGGAUUCCAGACCUUGGCGGAACGCCACGACCGUGCUUUCCAUACAUUGCUGGGGCAAGUCAGCAGAUUGUCUAUUAGCCAGCCACUACCGUAAUUCCACAGACACUCAGCAACCCCGCCCCCAGUGGCGCUUCUUCCCAGCCUACCCCGGUGUUCCGAGAACCUUGCACUCCUCCUCCGGAGCGCUAUGCUGGAGAUUCUGGAACCUGCCAGGCUUUUCUCUCCCAGUUCUCCCUUCGUUCCCCUCGGGCCGCUCGAAGAUAGCGUACCUCAUAACGCUGAUGUCAGGGAGGGCACUCACCUGGGCUACGGCGGUGUGGGAGCAACAGUCCACCGUUUGCCUCAGUCUGGAGGAGUUUGUGGCGGAGGUACGAAAAGUGCUAGAUUCUCUGUUGUCUGGGAGAGAGGUUGCUCGUAAGCUGCUCCAACUACGUCAAGACUCCCGAAGUGUUGCACCCUCUCCAUGACAUCCUGCUGUGGGGUGACCAGUUCAAAUCUCUCCCGGUACUCAUUGACUCUGGGGCCGACGAGAGUUUUAUGGACGCUACCUUGGUGUCAGAGUUGGGAAUCCCCACUCAAACCCUCUCCAUUCCCACGGACAUCAGAGCACUGGAUGGGCAUUCUAUUGUCAGAGUCACCCACAACACGGUUCCCAUCAACCUGCGAGUGUCAGGCAACCACAGCGAGUCGAUCCAGUUUCUACUUAUCGAAUCCCCUCAGGUACCCGUUGUGUUGGGGUUUUCAUGGCUCCAUAGACACAUUCCCCUUGUGGACUGGACUGUGGGUUCGAUCAAGGGUUGGAGCCCGUUCUGCGACGCUCAUUGCCUGAAGUCGGCGCAGCCUUCCCCGGGACAACUUCCUGCGGGCUUGGGUAAGGUCACGGACCUCUCCGCCGUUCCUGCCGAAUACCAGGACCUCUUUGAGGUUUUCAGCAAGGCCCGUGACACCUCGCUUCCUCCACAUUGGCCCUAUGACUGCGCCAUCGACCUUCUACUGGGCACUACACCGCCUCGGGGGUACCUUUAUUCCCUGUUGGGUCCGGAGACCAAGGCGACGGAAACGUACAUUGAGUGCUCCCUGGCUGCAGGGUGUAUCUGUCCUUCUGCCUCCCCCACUGGCGCAGGGUUCUUCUUUGUGUGCCAGGUGAUGCUAUUCAGACUGACCAACGCUCCUGCAGUGUUCCAGGCCCUGGUUAACGAUGUUCUACAUGUUGAACCGGUUCGCGUUUGUCUACCUCGAUGACGUUCUCGUUUUUUCCCAUUCGGCUCAAGAACAUGUCCGACAAGUCCUCCAGCGUCUUCUGGAGAACCAUCUGUUCGUCAAAGUGAAUUCCAUCGCUCCACCAUCUCCUUCCUUGGAUACAUCAUCGCUGCGGGCAACCUACAGAUGGAUCCUGGAAAGGUGAGAGGGGUGGUGGAUUGGCCUCAAACCACCUCCAGAGUGCAGCUGCAAAGCUUCUUGGGGUUCGCCAAGGUCCCGUUCACGUGGUCUCCAGCUGCAGACCGGACGUUCUUGGACCUCAAGCACCGAUUCACGACCACCCCAUCCUAAUCCAUCCGGAUCCGUCCUGGCAGUUCGUGGUGGAGGUCGACGCCUCGGAUGUCGGAGUGGGGUCUGUCCUGUCCUGUCCCAGCGUUCGGCCCAAGACCAAAAGCUGCAUCCCUGUGCUUUCCUCUCCCACUACUACUCGCGGUGAAGAUUGCGUUGGAGGAGUGGAGGCACUGGUUAGAGGGGGCGGAAUAACCUUUCAUUGUGUGGAUGGGUCACAAGAACCUGGAAUAUCUCCGCAUUGCCAAGUGCCUCAACUCCAGGCAAGCUCGAUGGGCCCUGCUAUUCAUUCGGAUCAACUUCACCAUCUCCUACCGCCGGGGUCCAAGAAUGUGAAGCCGAAUGCGCUUUCACACCUCUAUAGCCCCGCUGCUACACCAUCAGACCCCAAGAACAUCCUCCCUACCUCUUGUCUCACGGCUGCACUCGUUUGGGGUAUAGAGAACCACAGCCUUCCCAGCCGGACCCCAGGGGGGCCCGGUUAACCUGAUGUUUGUCCCGGACUCUGCCCGUUCCCCGGUUCUGGAAUGGGCUCAUUCCUUCCGACUGGUCUGACAUCCUGGCUCUCGUCGGACCCUGGCCUUUGUACAACGAUGGCCUUUGUACAACAAUGUAUUUGGUGGCGCACCUUGGUUCCUGACGUCUCCGCAUUCGUUGCCGCCUGCACCACAUGUGCUCAGAAUAAAACUCUGCGGCAAGCAACGGCUGGCCUCCUUCAACCUCUUCCCAUUCCUCAUUGCCCCUUGUCCCAUAUAUCCCUGGACUUUGUCACGGGUCUCCCUCCAUCAGAUGGCAACACCACUAUCCUCACGGUGGUGGAUAAGUUUUUCGAAGCCGCACACUUCAUUCCCCUUCCCAAGUUACCCUCAGCCAAGGAAACGGCCCAGCUCAUGGUGCAGCCCGUCUUCCGGUAGACAUGGUCUCCGAUCGCGGUCCUCAGUUCUCGUCCCGGUUCUGGAAGGCGUUCUGCACCCUUGGGGCAUCGGCCAGCUUGUCCUCCGGUUUUCACCCCCAAUCUAACAGCCAGUCGGAGCGAGCCAAUCAGGACCUGGAGACGACUCCUCGUUGCCUCGUCUCCGCCAACCCCACCACCUGGAGCCAGACACUCGUGUGGGUGGAAUACGCCCGCAACACCCUUCCCUCCUCAGCCACUGGACUCUCGUCUUUCGAGUGUUCUAUGGGAUAUCAGCCCCCACUCUUCCCUGAGCAAGAGGAAGAGGUCAGCAUACCCUCGUCCCAGAUGUUCGUCCGCCACUGUCGCCGUACCUGGAAGAGAGCCCGGUCUGCUCUUCUCAAGACCACCUCCAAGUAUCGACGACAGGCGGACCGCCACCAGACCCCCGGCUCCCGGUUAUCGUCUCAGGCAGAGGGUAUGGCUGUCCACUCGGGAUCUGCCCCUCCGGGUGGAGUCCCGCAAACUUUCCCCCCGUUUUAUCGGCCCUUUCCCCAUCUCUAAGAUUCUCAGUACCCGCUGCUGUUCGUCUUCUGUUGCCCCGCACCCUCCGUAUACAUCCCACUUUUCAUGUAUCAAGGAUUAAACCUCUGUCUCACAGCCCUCUGUCUCCACUUUCCUGCCGUCCUGUACCUAUCUGACUCUGACCUGGUUUACGAAAUUCUGCCUGCCCUGACCCUGAGCCUGCCUGCCGUUCUGUACCUUAUUGACUCUGCCCUGGAUUACUGACCUCUGCCUGCCCUUGACCUGUCGUUUGCCUGCACCCUGUUUUGUAAUAAACAUCUCUGAUUCGAACUGUCUGCAUCUAGGUCUUAUCCUGAGUCCUGAUACUAAUUAUUUAUGAUGUGUGUACUUUUGUCCAUGCUCAGUAACUGCCUCCAUGUAGUGGAGCCCAUGCCAGUGCAGGGCCAUGAUGUGGAGGCCUACUGUCUGCUGUGUGAGUGCAAGUAUGAGGAACGCAGCAGCAACACCAUCAAUGUAUUACUGACCCUUUACAAUGACACACAGAGUUGAUUUCAACUGAUAUUACCUGGUAAAAAUGGACAGGUUUUAAUGCUAAAAAGACUAUGGUAUAAGGAAGGAGUAUGAUAUUCAAGAAGUUACAUCCAUUACUAAAGGAACAGAUUGACUGGCUAUCCAUACAGCAGACACUCCCCUCCGUAUUUAUUUGGAUUUAAAUGUGGCUCUAUACCCCAACAUUUUGGAUUUGAGAUUUUUUUUACAUUAUAUGAGGCGACAGUACAGAAUGUCACCUUUAAUUUAAGGAUAUGUUCAUACAUAUCUGUUUUAGUGUUGCACAGUAUACCAGUACCACGGUAAUAUCACGGUACCAAAACGUCAUGAUACUUAUGAUACCAACAUUUUAGAAUACCGUAGUACCGUUUCAUAAGAUACUACCACAUCUUUCAGCCCUAUUGAUUCACUCAGCCUCUGAGUGCCAGAGAGGAAAAAUGGAGCACAGCUUCGCGACAGGCAUGCUUACAGCUUUACAACAAUGAAAAUGUCUCUAGCCCAUUCAAAACAUAUGGCCCAUAUUACGGAGCUACCUUUUUUCAAUCUGUCGCGGAUUUUCUCACAUUUUAUAUAAUUUCGCAAACCAUGUCGCGGGCUGUUUUAAACUAAUCCCGGGCCACUAAUUAUUGGUUUGAUAAUAAACAACCUUGUUCAGUCAUGUGUUUCAGAUUAUAUUUUUCUAAAUAGGAACUGAAUGGUGGAGAAUGUAUUGUGUCAUUUUGGAGUCACUUUUAUUGUAAAUAAGAAUAGAAUAUGUUUCUAAACACUUCUACAUUAAUGUGGAUGCUACCAUGAUAACGGAUAAUCAUGAAUGAAUCGUGAAAAAUUAUGAUCAUACCCACAAAAUCAUGAAUAAAGACCAUACGUUACCGCUAAAGAAAUGCUAACCUCUCACUAUUACCAAUAAUACUUUAUGGGGGGUAUGAUAUUUGUGCCUCUAACUUUCUCAUUAAUCUUUAUUCACAAUUCAUUCAUGAUUAUUCCUAACCAUGGUAGCAUCCACAUUGAUGUAGAAGUGUUCAGAAACAUAUUAUAUUCUUAUUUACAAUCAAAAUGACUCCAAAAUGACAGAAUACAUUUUUCACUAUUAAGUUCCUAUUGGGCAAAACAUAAUCCGAAACACAAACAAAACAAACAGCAUAUGCAUCCAAGAAGUUUGUAGUGUCACAAGCUUGAUGUAGUCAUCGCGUGCUAGGAAUAUGGGACCAAAUACUAAACUUUUGACUACGUUAAUACACUAUAAGAGAAUUGUGCUUUCAUUUCUAAGCAGUAAAACAGAUACAGAUGUAGGAUCUUAAUUUGACCAGUAUUGUCUUUGCAAAAUAAUCCUGCAGCAAUAGGAUUUGAACCUUUUGUCCAUAAUGUGCUUGAUCAGUGGUUAAACUAUUAGCUAGACAAAAGUAGACUUUAUGAAAGUGCAGUGCUGUUAAUAUAACCUUGGUUUAGUGUAGGUUUUCAGUGAAUUUAUGCGGUGUAGGAAAAUUGUCAGCAACAAAAGUGAUCAAAUUAAGAUCAUACAGUGCCUUGCAAAAGUAUUCAUCCCCCUUGGCAUUUUUCCCUAUUUUGUUGCAUUACAACCUGUAAUUUAAAUGGAUUUUUAUUUGAAUUUCAUGUAAUGGACAUACACAAAAUAGUCCAAAUUGGUGGACCUGCCAAGAGAGGGCCGCCCACCAAAACUCACGGACCAGGCAAGGAGGUAUUGACUUUGGGGGGGGUGAAUAGUUAUGCACGCUCAAGUUUUCUGUUUUUUAGUCUUAUUUCUUGUUUGUUUCACCCCAAAAAAUAUUUUGCAUCUUCAAAGUGGUAGGCAUGUUGUGUAAAUCAAAUGAUACAAACCCCCCAAAAAUCAAUUUUAAUUCCAGGUUAUAUCUGUAUACCCUCAAAUAAAAGGUGGCAUUCUGUAUUGUUGCCUAUUAUGAAACAUUUGAUAUCAAAACCAAAAUGCUGCAGUAUAGAGACAAAUUUUAACAUUUUAGCUUCACUGUCCAAAUAAAUGAGAGAACCAGACUGAGACCAUUGUGCAGAAAUGCAAGUUUUUAUUUAGGCCUUAAUGUUCAUCAGUAAAAUUCCUUAGAAUUUCAUUAAGGUAUGUGAUGGCCGAAUGUUGUACAUUAUGGCUGGCUUACUGGUAACUGAUGUUUUACAUUAUGGCUGGCUUACUGGUAACUGAUGUUUUACAUUAUGGCUGGCUUACUGGUAACUGUAAGUGUAGUAGAAGGUUCCACUACUCAGACCGCAGGUUACGCUGUGACUGCCAGACUUGAGCUCAGUGGUGCAGGUUCCCAGGUGGUCAUCGAAGUUUAGGUCCUUGUCCCAGAUCUCAAACUUCAAGGAAGCACUGGAUGGCACAUUCAGAAAGCUGAAUACGGCACUCCAGGAUGGAUUAUGAGUAUCCUUGUGCCAGUCUGUCAUGCCACCGGAUUCGCCACCACACCAAACCUUGACAUAGGGGUCAGGGUAAUUACCAGCAAUGUCCCCUUUAAGGCCGCUGGCAUGAAGGCCGGACACUCUGACGUUUGCACCAUGGACGCCAGCCAGCAUACAGAGAAACAGCAGUCCCAGAGAGAGGGAGGCCAUGACUUUCAAAAGGGGAAAGCAAACUAAGAGAGGGAAAAAAUAGAGAAGAGGAGAUACAACACUAACAGUCUUCAGAGAAGAGGAGAUACAACACUAACAGUCUUCAGAGAAGAGGAGAUGCAACACUAACAGUCUUCAGAGAAGAUCUCUAUUUGCACAUAAUCUCUUGCACAUCUAGCAUUCCAGUGUUAAUACUAUUGUAAUUCUUUUGCACUAUAGCCUAUUUAUUGCCUUACCUCCAUAACUUGCUACAUUUGCACACACUGUAUAUAUAUUUUCUGUUGUAUUUUUGACUUUAUGUUUUUUACCCCAUAUGUAACUCUGUGUUGUUUUUAUUGCACUGCUUUGCUUUAUCUUGGCCAGGUCGCAGUUGUAAAUGAGAACCUGUUCUCAACUGGCUUACCUGGUUAAAUAAAGGUGGAGGAAAAAAUAAAUAAAAAAGAUGAGAUACAACACUAACAGUCUUCAGAGAAGAGGAGAUACAACACUAACAGUCUUCAGAAGAAGAAAAAUACAAAUUAAGUCAGAAAAAGAGAUGAAGGACAGGCAUUAUGUCAAUUUUCAAGUUAAUCAUUUUGUUAGUGGUACAAUAUGCAAAAUGCUAUAAAGUACACUUGUUACAGGACUCAUAAAAACUAUAAGAAGAUGAGAAUGGAGUAGAUCUUACCUGUGCUAUGUAGAGUCUGGAGACAAGUGUCUGUAUCUCAGGGGAACCAACCACUGAUGUUUUUUCCUACGCCCAAUCGCUGUUUAUAAAUACUUAAUCGGGUAACCCACAGAUGGUCUGUUCUCAGUGAUGCCUCAACCAAUGAGAGCACAUGGAGGCAGCAGCACCUACAGUACAAGUGUUAAAUGUUAACCUUUAAUGCUGAUUAAACGACGGCCAGGCUUUUGACCAAUAAGGCAAUUCCAAGUGGCAAAUUUAGACAAACAGAACUUGGCAUCAUCUCAGGGUUGUUGGCAUCAUCUCAGUUACCACCUGCCCUUGAGCCACUUAACCCCCAACCUGCUCCAAGCGCUGCUCUGUGCCAUGUGCAGCACUGGGUCAGCCACAGAGCAUCACCUCUGGAGCAGGUUAAGGGUUAAGUGGUCUGCUCAAGGCCCCUCUGAGUAGGUGGCACCUGUUUUCGACAAAUAUCAUAAUUAUGUCAUGUAUACAUACAUUUCUAUUGUGUUGUCUAUUCUACACUGAACAUAAAUAUCAACACAACAUGUAAAGUGUGGGUCCCAUGUUUCAUGGGCUGAAAUAGAAGAUCCCAGAAAUGUUCCAUACGCACAACAAGCUUAUUUAUCUCAAAUUUUGGGCACAACUUUGUUACGUCCCCAUUUCUCCUUUGCCAAGAUAAUCCAUCCACCUGACAGGUGUGACAUAUCAAGAAGCUGAUUAAACAGCAUGAUCAUUACACAGGUGCACCUUGUGCUGGGGACAGUAAAAGGCCACUCUUAAGUUUUGUCACACAACACAAUGCCACAGAUGUCUCAAGUUUUGAGGGAGCGUGCAAUGUUAUUUCUGUUCAGUGUAUAAAUAACAAAUAAUAUGUGAAAUAUCCCCCUCCUUUUUAGAUACAUCCUUCCUUUCCUCUCUUUGUACCCUGCAUGUUUUACUUGUCAAAUGUUUGCCUUUGCAUUUCAAAAAGCAGCCAAAGGCUUUGUCUCCCGAACUUUAAUCCAAGCUACAUUUAUUUUCCAUCCCCCCCAGGUGACGAUCAUCAUCUACCUGUCAGUGGUGGGCUCUCUGCUACUCUACAUGUUGUUCCUGCUGCUGGUUGAACCUAUCAACCGUAAACAUGACCCCUACAUCCAACCCCUUCACAACGAGGAGGACUCUGAGGUAAAUGAACAGAUAUACACCACACAGAGGAAAAACACUGGGGUU
Messenger RNA from Coregonus sp. 'balchen', 15440 nucleotides. The record is from the annotation of a GenBank genome assembly. NCBI's taxonomy places the organism in Eukaryota, Metazoa, Chordata, Actinopteri, Salmoniformes, Salmonidae.